Messenger RNA from Piliocolobus tephrosceles (Ugandan red Colobus), 1076 nucleotides. RefSeq names its product intraflagellar transport 27 (gene IFT27). The record is from RefSeq and is a predicted model, not a curated record. Gene Ontology annotation, molecular function: GTP binding; GTPase activity. NCBI's taxonomy places the organism in Eukaryota, Metazoa, Chordata, Mammalia, Primates, Cercopithecidae. The transcript has 7 exons. Bases 416 to 976 code for a protein of 186 amino acids. Gene Ontology annotation, biological process: intraciliary transport.
GAGGCGGGGCAGGUGGGCUAUGGUUACCUAGAGAGUGCGUUAGGUACUGUCCUUGUGGCCGGAGGAGAGCGGAGUCGUCUUUCCCUGAUCCCGCUGGGUAGGGCUGUGCUGAGGGGCUGGGCGGGGAGCACAGACUGUGUCCGCUCUCUUGCACCUUUUCAGACUGCCGUGUCGGGCCUCGAGCCGGGCCCACCUGGAGCCCUCCCCUGCCCACCCGCCCCCAGCGCCCGAUUUUCGCCCUCAGCCCAGAAGGGCCGGGCUCGGUCAUCCCCAGUCCCGUCGCGGCCACUGGCCCUUGAGAUCAGUCCUCCCCACCUUCCCGUCCCAGGCCAGCCCAGGGCCCGAAGCCCACCCACCCGCGCCUCUAGCAGCCGCUCUUGUGCUCUGGGUACGGCUCGCGGGAGUGUUGGUUACCAUGGUGAAGCUGGCAGCCAAAUGCAUCCUGGCAGGAGACCCAGCAGUGGGCAAGACCGCCCUGGCACAGAUCUUCCGCAGUGACGGAGCCCAUUUCCAGAAGAGCUACACCCUGACAGCAGGAAUGGAUUUGGUGGUGAAGACAGUGCCGGUUCCUGACACGGGAGACAGUGUGGAACUCUUCAUUUUCGACUCUGCUGGCAAGGAGCUGUUUUCAGAAAUGCUGGAUAAAUUGUGGGAGAGUCCCAAUGUCUUAUGUCUCGUCUAUGAUGUGACCAGUGAACAGUCCUUCAACAACUGCAGCAAGUGGCUGGAGAAGGCUCGGGCCCAGGCUCCAGGCAUCUCUCUCCCAGGUGUUUUAGUUGGGAACAAGACAGACCUGGUCGGCAGGCGAGCAGUGGACUCAGCUGAGGCCCGGGCAUGGGCGCUGGGCCAAGGCCUGGAAUGUUUUGAAACAUCCGUGAAGGAGAUGGAAAACUUCGAAGCCCCUUUCCACUGCCUGGCCAAGCAGUUCCACCAGCUGUACCGGGAGAAGGUGGAGGUUUUCCGGGCGCUGGCGUGAACAGCUGGAGCAGAUCGUGCUGCACAACUGGAGAAGACAGAAUGACCUCUGCACUUUUAAUGUAUAAUGACGGCUUUAAAUAAAAUGAGGAGAAAAUGUC